AUGAGUGCGACACUAUACCCGCGAAUCGCGACGCUCAGAGAUGCUGUCAAGUCACACUUUGUGCCUGAGAGAGGAGACAAAAAGUUCCUGCCCGAUCACUUGAUAGGGCAGUUAGUCACUCGAGAUGCGGUCAAGUCGGCUUUGGAAGAUGCGGAUUUGGAAGAGACCGCAGUCGAGGACCUGGUGGAGUAUGUUCUCAAUCAUGCCCGACGGCUGUUCCUGAUCCUAGUCUUGAUGACUACCAGAAGGGAUGAAAAGGUCUCCCUGCUUCAGCACUUGAAGCAGAAUGGGAUCAAGGACAAGUACUUGCCACUUCGAAUAGACUUCGACAAGGACGAAGGACACUGGUAUGGAGUUUCGAUGGAAAAGACAGAGCCAGAGACAGAGCCAGAGACAGAGCCAAGCCGAAGAAAAUUCUUGGCCAAGGAACUCUGGGAAGACAACGACGGCCAUUGCUUCAAUCCUUACCAAUGGAAUCUUACCGCUCCGGUGUUCGGACCCAAGUUCCGUUAUGAGUUUCACCCGGACCGGACACUCCCAUAUCUACUUGUCCCAGAGAAGCCGGCCAGCAGCGGUUUCUUUGGUGAGGUCUCAAGGUUUGAGAUUCACCCGGAACACAUUCCAUCUUUGAAAGCAGAUUCUGACAGCUUGAGUCCCAUACAUGGUGGGAGAGGGAUAGCAGUUGCCAUCAAAAAAGCCAAGCAUGAUGAUGAACUAGCUGACUUCUUCGACAAGGAGGCGGAUACGCUGAAAGUCACACGGGAGUUCAGAACCUCGCAACAUCUCGUUCAGACAGUCGCUGCCUUCCGGCAGGGUAAUGACCGAUGUAUCAUCUUCCCUUGGGCCGACGGCGGGAACCUAUUCAAUUACUGGGUGACUAGCGAGAGGGAUCGCUGCGACAAGGAGUGCAUGCAAUGGAUCAUUGGCCAAUUUACCGGCCUUUGCGGUGUCGUGAGAUUGCUGCACUCGAAGAACGGCCGACACGGAGACUUGAAGCCCGAAAACAUUCUCUGGCUUAAGGAUAAGGCCCUCCUUCAGAUUGCUGACCUAGGUCUUACGACGUUCCACGAGGAAGAUGCGAACACAAAGAAACGAAAUUGGAAAGGCAUGGGGACCGUGACCCCGUCAGGAACCCAACGAUACGAACCACCAGAGAUGGAUGGGGACCGAGGCAUGGGAACAUCCCGCUCGAGGCAGUACGAUAUCUGGUCCAUGGGAUGCAUCAUACUCGAGUUGCUUGUCUGGCUUAUGUAUGGCAUUGAUGGUGUGAACACGUUCAGAGAUCAUACCUUCCAUUUCUGGAUUUGGACGCAGACAGGGGAUGGAGGAAGAAAGUACUACCUCAACCCUUACGUGGAAUCCUGCAUGGAUAUCAUGAAUAAUCACCUGCAAGAAGAGUCGGCGCAUAAGGAUCUUCUGAACCUCGUGCGUAACCGGCUCCUUGUUGUCCCCGUGCACGAGGAACAUGUGAGCUCGCCCGACCAUCGAGAGAUUGCCGAACAGCUUCACGCGGACAUGGAAGAAAUCCUGGAGAGUUGCAAAUCUGACAGCCCCUAUCUUCAAGUUGUUGAUCGCAGCUUUCCUUCCUCCGAAAUCGAGAAAAGCCAGCGUCAACCUGUCUACGAAAGUGGUGGGAAUCUAGCAGUGCCAGGCCCAGCGGGCCCAGGCUACACGCUCCAAGCCUCGCCGGACCCAUCUACGAUGCCUACCUCAGAUGGUGAUGAUGUGCCUCGGGUUUUGGUGCGCGCUCCCACUGCCAUCUCAGACAAUCAGGAAGUAGCUUGUAAGUCAUUCGCUUUCAGAACUGCUGAUGAUAGCUCCGCUUAUGACGAUCUCCUCCAGCAAUCAAGGAAGCUCAAUGAUGUUUGGGAGUCAGUCUCGGAUAACGAUUUUGCCGCCCAGUUGUUUGAUUUGAUUGGAUGGGACCAGGUUCAAACCGGGAAUUCCAAGAUAGGUGCUGUCUUAUGCCACAAGUGCAGAACAAUCGAUUCAACACGUUUGUUCGGACUGCUUCAGGAGGCAUUGGGCAUACGUGGAUAUAAGUCACCAAAGGUCGUUUCAUUGCGAGAGGAUGGACGGACGGUGGGAAUACAAGACGGUCCCGACCUUCUCUCAAUAUAUGUUGAUCCAGGUCCAGACGUGCCCCAAGAGGCACAGCUUGGGUUGCCUAAGCUCUUCGAACCGGGGAGUCCGAAGCAAUUCACACUACUUAAGCAAUGGAUCCAAGUCUGCGACUCGACUCAUCCUAAUUGCCGCCGCCACUCCGACAAGGAAGACGAUGAAAAAUCCAUCAAGCCCAUGCCAACGCGUCUCAUUCAGCUCAAGGAGUCACUGCGUCUGGUGGACUCGGCCUCGAUUAGCCCCUCCCGGUACGUGGCCCUCAGCCACUGCUGGGGCAAAACCAGUGACUUGGAGAGUUCUUGCACUUACCAGCAUAACAUCGCGGAGCGCAAGAAGUCCAUAGACUUCCACCGCCUCCCGCGAACUUUCCAGGAUGCCGUCGUCGUGGCGCGCGGGAUCGACGUCCAUUACCUCUGGAUUGACUCCCUGUGCAUCAUCCAGGACGACAUGAAUGACUGGGAGUACGAGUCGAGAAGGAUGGAGCAAGUGUUUAGUGCCGCUUAUUGCACUCUCGCCGCCAGCUCGGCCAAGUCGUCUGUUGAAGGCUUUCUCAAAUACCGGCAGCCCAGAUCUUGCGUACAGCUAGAGACGAAGAGUCUAGGGAGACUGUAUGUUUGCCAAAACAUAGACGACUUUCAUCGCGACGUCGAGCUUGGAGGGCUGAACACUCGCGGAUGGGUUUUACAAGAAAGGGUGCUAUCAAGACGUUCCAUCUUCUUCACGUCGACCCAAGUGUACUGGGAGUGCGGUGCAGGCGUGCACUGCGAAACGCUUGCGCGGCUCAAGAAUUCUAAAGCUGCCUUCCUUGGCGAUGCCAACUUUCCUGAAUCAGCGUUGGAAUAUUACCGCGACGGGCGACAGAUGCUCGUGCAGGACCUGUUUGAGAGAUACUCUUCAUUGGCCUUCACGAAGAACUGGGACCGUCCCGUCGCCAUCAUCGGCCUCCAAGAGCGGCUGGCCAAGGCGUUCCGAACGCAGGCUGCCUACGGCUUCUUUGCUCCUUAUUUUGGACGUCUCCUACUCUGGAAGCGCCUCGGCAGCCGACACAUGACGCGAAUCAUCCAGCAGCGUGGGAUCGGCGUUCCUGCGCCCACCUGGUCGUUCUUUUCGAAGGAGGGAGCCAUCAAAUACCUGGAACUCAAAUUCCAGGAGGUCGACUGGGCGACGAAUGAUUUUGAUAACCCGUUUUACCAGCGCUGUACAGGAGUGAUAGUACUGAGUGGACUGGCAAGGGGGUUGAAAAUAGCGAAAUUUCAGAUGCUGGUGUCCAUCUCUUUCGACGAGCACCAGGAAUUCGAGGUCGAAGACCUAAAGUGCGUAGUCAUCGGGCGAGACAAGAUCAACAGUGGCACGGAGAAUGGGAAGUAUCAUGUUCUGGUUAUACACCAGGUCAACAGUGCCGUGGGAGCGGAUAUUUAUGAGAGAGUAGGUGUGGCAUCCUUGAAGCCGGAACACGUGGAAGGCACAGGCCAGCGAGUAACCAUUGGGUGA
This is a messenger RNA of Anthostomella pinea, 3612 nucleotides long. Lineage: Eukaryota; Fungi; Ascomycota; Sordariomycetes; Xylariales; Xylariaceae. The record is from the annotation of a GenBank genome assembly.